Messenger RNA from Thermochaetoides thermophila DSM 1495, 4980 nucleotides. RefSeq lists its product as uncharacterized. Bases 1 to 4980 code for a protein of 1659 amino acids. Gene Ontology annotation, cellular component: P-body. The record is from RefSeq and is a predicted model, not a curated record. Gene Ontology annotation, molecular function: protein binding. Gene Ontology annotation, biological process: deadenylation-independent decapping of nuclear-transcribed mRNA. NCBI's taxonomy places the organism in Eukaryota, Fungi, Ascomycota, Sordariomycetes, Sordariales, Chaetomiaceae. The transcript is spliced from 3 exons.
AUGUCUUCCUACGGCCUGCCUGGCGCUAGCCCCGCCGGCAGCGGCCCUGCGACGGAUACUGAGGCGAACCAGGACUUCCAGUCUUUGCUCGCUCAGCUGCGUCGCCAGUCGUCGCCCAGUCCCGGUCCUGGCGGUGGCAGCUCGGGCCCCGGUCCCGACAUGCUUCCUCCUCCCCAUGGCCAGUACGGCUACAAUAAUUACGCCGCCCAGCCCUACUAUGCGGGUGUGCACCACUCUGGUUCCGACUCGCCGAACGCGCCCAAUCCGAGCCAUGUGCAGACGUCAAUGGACUCGCCCGCUUUCCUGCCCGAGGCCCCGACGCCACCCGUGAGCUACUCGCACUCGCAGUACCCUCCCGGUCUGAUGAGCACUAUGAAUGCCACUCGUGCCGGCCCUCCUGCCCCUAGCGACGACCGCACUGCCCAUCUGCUAAAUCUGCUUAAGUACAACAGUCAGAAUGGUCCGCCCAGCACCUCUCAGCAGGCCUCUCGCGAGCCGCCCCUGCCCUAUGCGCCCGCGCCCAUCGGCCCACCUCCAGUUAUUCACGCUCCCGCUCCCGCAGCAGCUGACCCGACCGGCCUGCUAGCCGCGCUGAUGAAAGGAACUCUGCCUGAGACCUCCAAGCCCGAGCCUCCCUCGACGUCUACCUGGAACCAGGGUUCGCCCCCGACCGGCACCCAGCAGUACCUGUUGAACCUGCUCAACCGUCCGAAGCCCAGUCAGCACGGCGAUCUCCCCGAGGCCCCCCAGCCGCCCGUUAUGGACGAAAAGGAUGCUGAAAGCUCCCAUGGCGGCCGGUCGGCUGAGCCAACGCUCGUCGACACACUGGCGUCGCGCUCUGAGCUGGAUUACGAGCCUAAGAGCUUCGAAUCGCCGCCGCCCAAGUUCGACUCGACCCCGCAUUCACAGCACUCGCAUCCCGUCUCGAAGCCCCCUGUGCCGGCGGUUUUCCCUGGCUUUCAGGACGCCUACGACCAUUUGUCAGGCUCGUCGCCCAUUCACCGAACGCCCAAGACCUCCACGACACCGAGCGCUGCUGCUGAGACGGCCCAUCCUGUCGCCCCUGUGCCUACACAGAUCCUCAAGAAGCCGACUUCGGUUCAGCAUACGCCCGAGCAGAAGCGCAGCAUCGUUGAGACCCCCGAGCAUCUUCUGCGUAAGCCCGAGCAUUCUGCCUCGCCGGGCUCUCAGGGCAUUGCUGCUCCAAUUUUUCCUCUGCCGGCUGUGUCUGAUGCGUUACCCGUUCAGGAGAAGAAGGAGAGCGUCGCCGAUGCGGUUAGUGGUCUUGCUGAGCAGGCUGAUCGGGAGGCCAGGGAGGCUUUGGCCCGUGCCGAGUACGAACAGGCCCAGGCUCGCGAGCUGGAGCCGCCCGCUCCGGAAGAAGCCGCUCCUGCGGUACUCUCUCCUCCUAUUGCUGGAGAUCUGGCCUCCAAGCAGCAAGGUGAUGCAUUCCUGGCGUCUACUCUUGAUGUUGCGGUUGGCGUGAAGGAAGAAAAGGAUAGCGGUAACAACGCUGCCGCCCCGGCUGCCCAUGGCCCUGUCGCUGACAGCUGGGAGAGCGCCGAGGCCGAAGAGGCCCCGGCGCCCGAGGAGCCACCCGCGCCGGUCACCGUGUACAAUUUCCCAAUGAAACCUUGGAUCUCCAUCAGCCUGCAAGAGAUCGAGGAUACGCGCCCGGUCUUUCGUGAGGAGGCCAUCCUCGACAUUGCUCGUCUGAAGAAGGACUUUGACCAGAUGGAUAGGAACCUUGUCUCGGCCUCGGAGACGUACAUGGCUUAUGGUAUGUCCAAAGCAGGCGGUCUGCGUGUCAUCCGGCAGGAGGACGGUAAGGACGCCAAACUAUUCACUGACACAAAAGACCGCAUUUUCAACGUGGCUAUCUCCACCUCGGCUGCUCAUCAGCACCCUGGUAAGGAGGCCAUUAUCGGCACUGGUGUCAGCGGCACUGUUACGGCUUUGCCCUGCCCCCCCAUCCAGGCUCAGGAGGGCGGUGAUGCGCCCGGCGGCGUGCUUAAGACGCGCGCUCGCCCCUCGUCAAUGCAUCCCGAAUACUUUGCCGUCGGCCGCGGCAAGUCGAUCAACAUCAUCUGGCCCUCAUUCAUUUUUGAGAACAACCUGUUCAAGACGGGCCACGACCGCGUGGUCGAUACGGACCGCCUGAUGAAGCAGUGCUCGCUCAAGAUCAACACGGGUAAGGCCGGCAAGGACUUUACCUUCAGCCAGGACGAUACGGUCGUUGUGUCGCUCGACAAGUCCGGUCGCGUUAAGUUUUGGGAUGUGCGCGAGCUCACUGCCCCCAAGGAAGACUCUGACUUGCUCAGCCCGCUGCCAGCGCACACCUCGUUCGAGGUCAAGGAGCCGCUUAUGACGCUGACGACGACACCCGAGGGCGAGAAGGCCUGGCCCACUUCGGUGCUGCUGCUGGAUAAGUUCCGGCCGUACCAGAAGCGUGUUGCCCUUCGCUACAUGAUCGUCGGCAUGAAGCAGAACCACACGCUGCAGCUGUGGGAUCUCGCCCUGGGCAAGCCCGUGCAGGAGUUCAACUUCCCGCACAACAAGGAAUCAGACGCCGUGUGCAGUGUCAUGUACCACGCCGCCUCCAACAUGAUUGUCGUUGGCCAUCCCACGCGCAACUCCAUCUACUUCUUGCAUCUGUCUGCGCCCAAGUACAACCUUAAGAACAUGUCACAGGUUGAGUACAUUCAGCGCCUCGUCGCCCAAGACCCGUCCAUCCCGCAGCCGGAGUCGACCGCCGUCAUCAGCGGCAUCCGCGAGUACUCGUUUGCCAAUAAGGGUGUGUUGCGCAGCCUCAACAUCCUCGAGAACCCUGCGGCCUCGGGCGACGGCGAGGAGCCGACCCUCUUCGAGCUUUACGCCAUGCACUCUAAGGGUGUGACGUGUUUAUUUAUCAAGCAGGCAGAGCUGGGCUGGUCGAGAGAGAAUAAGGUUAUCUCACCUGCCGACGCGGUCGAGAGCGGUCUUGCUAAGAUCUCGAAACUUGUUCCACCGCCUCCUCCACCGCCGGCUGAGACUCAGCACGCCAACGCUCCAACCGAGAGUGCUGCACAGCCUCCACCGCAGAUUCGUAUUGCCACGCGUAACAAGGACGCUGGACUCAAGAUCCCAACCCCUCCGAGCGACGAGAAGACUCCCAAGAGCACUGCUGCCGAGUCGGGCUCGACGCUCAAGACCGAUCAGCGCAAGGAUAAUAACAAGGAGGAGGUCGAGCUGCCCGUUCCUGCGCCUGAAAGAACGGAGAGGAAGGGACGAAAGAAGAAGAGUUCGCAGCAGGCCGCCGCAGCUGUCAGUAAUGAUCACCCUGGGGCCAAUGCGCCGGGUGAAAGUAACAAUAAUCGCGCUACUCUCCAGAACAACAAAGCGGGCAAGGGCUCUCGCAACAUGACCGACAACAAUUUGACCGACGCCAAACAACAACAACAACAACAACAACAACAAGCUGCCGCAGAUCUCUCCCUCUUGUCCAGCGGUGUUUCCCAAGAGCAUCUUGAGAACAUCGUCAACAAGAUGGAGUCGCGCAUCGUCGCUAACAUCUCAGGUCGUUUCGAUGCGGUCUUUAACGAAAUCCUGAAGCAGAUGCAGACUUUCCAGGACAGCCGCGACUCGGCCUUUGCCAACAACCAGUCGACUCUCUUGCAGAUGGUCGCCGAUGUGCUCAAUGAUAACACCGAGGCCGUGCUCAAGAACCUUAUCAUCUCACAAAUUAACGACCAUGUCAUCCCGUCGUUGCGUUCCACCAUUGACAAGUCGGUUGCCGACCAGCUCGGCGCAAAGACGAGCGCGCAGAUCGGAGCCGUCAAGAACGAGGUCUCGCGCAACCUGAACCAGGCUGUCGCCAAUGCCAUGAUGAAGCCUGACGUUGCCAAAACUAUCACUGAGCGCAUCGUGCACAAUCUUGCCAUCACUGUCAGUUCCUCUGUCGAGAAGGAGGUCCAAAAGUCGAUUAGUACCCUGGCAAGCAAUGUGGCCAAGCAGACCGCCCAUCUCGUGCACCAACGCAUCCUUGAAGAUGUCGAUGCCCGUAUCCGCGAGGCCUUUCAGCACUUCGAAGAGCGGCGGCGCGACGAUGAUACCCGUCUCGACCGCUUAAUGGCUCAGACGCAGGAGCUUGCUGACAUCAUCUCAACCCUUGCUGCUUCCCAGACGCAGCUUCAGCGCGAGCUGGUCGCCUUGCGCCAGCAAAUCAGCGAGCAAGGUCGCGAGCGCGCCGUCCAUCUCGCUGCUGAAGAACAGCUUAUGCACGGCCAUGGUCAUCAUGCCCGCGGCAGUGCCAGUUCUCAUACUAUGCCGGGUGCGGGCCGCGAGUUGGUCAGCUAUCCUCACUCGACUCAGGCUUCCGUCUCGCACCAGCAAGCUCCUCACGUCUACGCGCAUCAGCCGCAGCAUCAGUAUGGCACUCCUGAGCAGCAGCAGGUCAUGUAUGGCCCUUCCAGCCGGGAGGAGCGCCAGAAGAUGGAGCUCAACAACCUGCUCGAUACCAUUGACGGCCUGAUGCGCUCGGGCAACUACAGUGAUGCCAUGCUUCGCUGGCUGCAGUCGGGUGACAGGACCGAGGAGAUUUUCCAACAAGUGCUCUCCAACUACAACCCCAUGUUUGCGCAGGAUCUUCCGCCGCUCGUGCUGCUGUCCGUCGGUGCUACUGUCUCCCGGGAGCUGUCACGCGGUGCGCCAAAGUUGACUAAGAAGAUCAGCCUGUUGGAAAUUAUCCUGUACUCAUUUAACCAGCAUAUUGGCAACUUAGACGACCAAGUUCGCGAUGUCACGCCCAAGAUCAUGCGGGACCUCAAGUCGCGUAUCGAGCAACUCCUCCUCGACAUCAGCCGUAUUGCGCCGCACGAUCCGUCCAUCAAGACCCUUUCUGGCCUGAGCCAGCUCGCCAGCCGCAUUGCCGAGAGCGUGCAAAGCGUGCAGGUCCGCCAUGCUUCGAUGCACGGCCCUGUCGGCCAUAUGGGCGCGUACUAG